Messenger RNA from Exophiala mesophila, 4309 nucleotides. RefSeq lists its product as uncharacterized. Gene Ontology annotation, biological process: carbohydrate metabolic process. The transcript has a single exon. The record is from RefSeq and is a predicted model, not a curated record. NCBI's taxonomy places the organism in Eukaryota, Fungi, Ascomycota, Eurotiomycetes, Chaetothyriales, Herpotrichiellaceae. Bases 324 to 3593 code for a protein of 1089 amino acids. Gene Ontology annotation, molecular function: UDP-glycosyltransferase activity; hexosyltransferase activity.
CCAGGAUCUUGCGAGGGAUUUCAUCAUUCGUCCAGGUCACACCCAACAAACAUACACUUUUCACACCGUAUCCAGAUCACCUACCUACAUAACGAUGACUAGAUGGCCUUCUCCAAUUUUGAUUCUCUCACACGCCCAAAACAAUCUUACCCUUAUUAUACCCCAAAACUAAUUUGAUUUAGCAGAGAAACGGCAAGGCGCUCCUUCACAUGUCACGUAUUCGAACCUCCGUCAUGCGGUAAAGGAAGCCUGCUGUUAUCUAUCCCUCCACAACCCCUUCAAGGGUUCUUCAAGGGUUCCCUCUUUCCUCCAUCACAGCAUCAAUGGCACCAUCCCUCACUCCAACCGCUUCAGCCGCUAUAAAAUAUGAGGAAAGCCCCGUCUCUGAGCCUCCAGCCACAAGUUUCCCGUAUCCCACCUCCGACUCAUUCCGUGAUAGUAAGAAGUCUCGUGGAUCAAAUAUCACCCUACACAAUGGUGACAACAAACGAGAUCAAGAGGAGGGAAAGGUGCAAGGCGCCAACAGACCGUCCUUGCCUCCCAAGUUUGAGACAGAAAUCCCACAGCCUGUUGCGCCAACAACAGUGGACUCUUUAAAACUCCACCGUUCCAUGACGAACAACCCUUCUGGCAAUGCCAGAGAUUAUUUCAGGUUCAGAAUGUCCUCUGACUCCUCUGAACAGGAAGAAUCGCUCGAGUUACCCAACUUCUCAACCCUGCAGAAGUCGUCUACCGUGCCAGACAGAACACCCUUAUCCAAGUCAGAGCUCAACCGUGUUCAGCGCCAUCCUAGACAUCGGGGCUUCACGCUCGGCAAUGAACAUUUCCAGUCGUCAGGCCGCGUUGCAAAGGAUGGAAGACUCAAUAUUUCAGUCAAAGAGACCGCAAAUACUGGUUAUCUAGCUAAAGCUUUAGGCACCACUCUCGAAAACCACCUCAGACCACACUUUAAACAAGCGCAACAGGCCGCUCAACAGGCCAAGAUUGACUUUGAUCAGACAAAAUCAAAGAUUCAAAUUCCCCGUCUCAACAUUGUCAUCAUGGUCAUCGGGAGUCGCGGUGAUAUCCAACCUUUCCUCAAGAUUGGUCGUAUUCUGAGAGACAAAUACCACCACCGUGUCAGGAUUGCCACUCAUCCCACUUUCAAGAAAUUCGUUCAAGAAGAAAUUGGCCUCGAGUUCUUUUCCAUUGGUGGUGACCCUUCGGAGUUGAUGGCUUUCAUGGUCAAGAAUCCAGGCUUGAUCCCUUCUCUCGAGACCGUCAAGGCGGGAGAGGUCGGCAAGCGUCGCGAAUCCAUGUAUCGCAUGUUCCAAGGCUUCUGGAGAGCCUGUAUCAAUGCAACCGAUGAUGAAACUGAUGCCGCCAAUCUCGAGAUGAUGGGUAACAAGUCUCCAUUUGUGGCCGACGCAAUCAUUGCCAAUCCGCCUUCCUUUGCACACUAUCAUUGUGCCGAACGACUCUCCAUUCCUCUCCACCUAGUAUUCACCUUUCCUUACUCUCCCACACAGGCAUUCCCCCACCCUCUUGCCAACAUCAAGGCCUCCAAUGUCGAUCAAAGUUACACCAACUUCAUGAGCUACCCGUUGGUCGAUCUGAUGACCUGGCAGGGACUGGGAGACCUCGUUAACAAGUUUCGCACUCAAACCCUCGGUUUGGACCCUGUCUCGACGCUGUGGGCUCCCGGCCAGCUCUCACGUCUCAAAGUCCCCACCACCUAUCUGUGGUCUCCAGGCCUAGUCCCCAAGCCUAGCGACUGGGUUCCCGAGAUCGACAUUGCCGGAUACGUCUUUCUCGAUCUGGCUUCUUCUUACGAACCUCAGGAAGACCUAUCCAGGUUCUUGGAGAGGUCAGAUGAUCGUCCCAUCGUCUACAUAGGGUUUGGAUCCAUUGCUGGGAUUGAUGAUCCAGUGGCAUUCACCAAGAUCAUUUUCGAGGGCGUGGCAAAGGCCAAUGUCCGCGCCGUCAUCAGUCGAGGUUGGGGAGGCAUGGGCGAUGGACUCGACAAACCAGAUGGCGUCUUCAUGGUCGACAAUAUCCCCCACGACUGGCUUUUCCCCAAGGUUGACGCCGUUGUUCAUCACGGUGGAGCUGGCACGACAGCUGCUGGACUCCGUUACGGCAAGCCCACGCUGAUUGUGCCUUUUUUCGGCGACCAGCCUUUCUGGGGUGCCAUGGUGGUCAAAGCUGGUGCCGGGGCGAGAGAAUCUCUUCCACUCAAGAAGCUAGACAGUGACAAGUUUGCCCGAGGUAUCCUUGAGUGUCUGGAGCCCUCAGCAAAAGCCAAUGCUGAAGCCAUCGCCAAAGAUAUCGAGGAGGAAGGUGACGGAGCCGAAAACGCCGUAGAUUCAUUCCACAGGGCGCUUGACCUGGAUGCAUUGCGCUGUAGCGUUUUCCCCGACAGGGUUGCAGUCUGGAAUGUUCGACACACCAACACCAAGUUGUCGGCGCUGGCGGCAGAUAUCCUUGUCUCAAACAGACAUCUUCGUUGGUCGGAUCUGCGGUUGAGGAAAUUUCGGCACUGGACAGACUUUCAGGGUCCUGGCGAACCAAUCACCGGCGCCGGAGGUGUCAUCGUAAACAGCUUUGUGGAAGCAUUUCAUGAAUUGUGCGAUAUGCAUGAGCAUACUAAGGAAGACAUCGCGAAAUACGAACGACGACGGCAUAAGCACAAACGAAAGUCAAUCGCUGACGCCGUCGUGAUACCAGGCCGCAUAGCUUAUGCCACGCGCGGCACGAGCAUUGAAGAGCAACACAAAGAACAAGCGAGAUUGAGGAGAAGUCUGAACCUCGAGGGCGAAGCUGAACCGCCAAAGCUCCCAUUCACCCAUUCGCCGAGAGAGGAUGUGCCUCUAGGCGUUGUCUCGGGGUUGUCAAGAACGGAGACCAGUUCUUCGAACGAUCGUCCUGUCUUUAUAGCCGUCCUCCGGGACGUUGGCCAAGGGAUGGGCCGUUCAGGAAAAGCCAUUGCACAGAUGCCGUUUCGGAUGUGGACAGCAGCCGCCCUUGGAUUUCACAAUGCGCCAAAAUUAUACGGGGACAAAACCGUGCGACCGACACCGCAGAGAAUCACAGGAUUUCGAAGCGGAGUCCAAGCAGCCGGAACUGAAUUCUACUUUGGAUUAUACGACGGCUUGACUGGCAUCGUUCGAUUGCCGUAUCUCGAGGUGCAGGAGGAAGGGGUGUCAGGACUUCCCAAAGGCAUCGCUCGAGGCUUCGGUGGAUUGGUGCUGAAACCCAUCUCUGGAAUUCUCGGUCUGGGUGCUUACACGAUCAAGGGUACAUACAAUAGCUUGCGUCGGCGGCUGCGAGACACGGAGAAAACGGACCGGUGGGUUCGAAGGGCGAGAAUCGCCCAAGGCCAACGAGACAUUCAAGACUUGAAAGACGAGGAGAAGGCGCGGUCAGCUAUGGACAAUCCUGUGCAUACACAAGAUGUUGAUUCUGUUCGCGAAGAUGCUCUGCGGAAAUGGACCACCUAUGAAAAGGACCUUGUCAGCGAAGGUCGAGAAAAGGAAGAGCGUAAAAGACUAUGGAACAAGGAGGCACGUCAACACACGACAACGACCAAGCCGGGGCGUGCGCGCACACGAUGAGAUUCUGUACACACGCGAGAAGCAAUCUCAAGGUGUGAAGCAGCAGACCGCAGCUUGCGAGGUGAUCAGAAGUGAUUUCACGAGACGGUGGCAUGAUUUGAAGAUGCGGUUUGACAUUCUCAAAAACAAAACCCAUCACUAAGGUUGCGACCCUGAAGGAUGGCGGCAUCUCCACAUUCGGGGCCAGCAACUCCGUAUGUCAUUCGCAUUAGUCGAAGGUGAAAGAGGCCAAUGGGAAGUGUGCGAUAAGAUGGUGGCCAGGGUGCAUAACCAAAGCGCCAAGUGGAGAUUUUCGAGCCCUACCCACAACGCCGACACGGGAAUAACAACUAAGUGACGCCACCAAGGAUGUGCACCUACCAGAGCAAGGGGAUUUCAACGAGAAAUUUCUGCGCCACCCGUCGUUUCUUCGUAGUGAGGGAAGCCGAUAUGCGAGACGUUUUAUUGGUGUUGAGAAUAAGGAACUGGUCUUUUUUGUUAGAUACCCCAUUGUACGAACUAUGUAACCAAAUAUUUUGUAAUGAGAUGUUGGAUGUAAUCAAAUGUAGAAGUGGUAAGAGCGAGACGAACAGAAGAAGGAACAAUUGUGUGACACGAAUAAGAAAAAGUCUGAGGAAAAAGAGCUGUGUCGCAGUUACUGGUUGCACAUAGCAGUAGUAAGUGGCGGAAGGAGUAAAGAAACAAAGUCAGAUUCAUUUUGAUCCUCCCGCUCCGUA